Durio zibethinus is the source of this 2642-nucleotide messenger RNA. NCBI's taxonomy places the organism in Eukaryota, Viridiplantae, Streptophyta, Magnoliopsida, Malvales, Malvaceae. The record is from RefSeq and is a predicted model, not a curated record.
GCAAUGCUCCACUCCUUUAUUUUCUUCAUUCCUUUAUUUAUUUAUUUUUUAAAAAUCCAGUUGGUCUUGGAGCUCAUGGAACUUUCUUCGAUUCAAUUUGAAAAAUCUUAUCUUCCAAGGUCAUGAUAAACUUUUAAUCUCAUUUCCCGCAUUAAACAGCAUGACUUGGAUGCAAAUUAAACAACUUGAGUCAAAAUAAAUAUUCACGAUUAAAUAAAAUUGAUCUUGUGGAAUAAUGAAGUUGUUUUUAGGAGAAAUCUUUAUCGGAAUCACUAUGGAGUAUUGCUGGUACAAGGCUGCUAGGUUUGAAACUUUUAAACAAAUUUAUUGGCCAUUUAAUAGAUUAAAGAAAGUUCAAAUUUAAAUGAGUUGACAUCUUCAAAGUCCUAUGGAUUUGUUCAAUGUCCAUUGUAGACAUAGGCAAAGCCAAAGAGAAAAAAGUGCCAUCGCACAAUUGCAGAGAAGGUUAGGAAUUUCUGUUUCACUCUCUGGUCCUGGGCUUCAGAUAAUAGAUGAGUCUGAAGAUAAAGAAUUCAUUGAACUAGGAUCGAGUUUGAUUGGAGUAAAAGUUUCUAAUAAUGAGCAGGAUUUACUCACUCAGACAAUUAAGGUCCUCCGUGAUCAAUGGCGCAAAUCUAAACCAAGUUCAAUACCACUGAAGGAGCUUGGACCUUUGCUUGGUGAUUAUCAACGGUUGAUUACAUCAUCUGUAAGACUUUAAGUUAGCUUAAUUGUAUGUUCAGUACCACUUAAUAGUUUCUAAAGAAAAGCAAUUUCCUUGCUUAUUUCUCCAAGUCCCAGUUCAAUUUUCAACUCAGCUUGUUUGAUGCUUUUGGGUUUUUUUUUUUUUUUUUUUUUUCCAAUUAUUUUUAAAGUUUGGCCUUUUCAAGUUUUAUAGCAAAAUUACCAGCCUAUUAUACUCCAGAUGGUCUGCAACUCAUCUUGGGGAUAUUAUCAAGUAAUGGGUCUGUUGAUGCAGAAUAUGAGUUCAAAUCAUAGACAAGAACAGAAAGGUUAGGUAUUAUUUUUCAGAUGGUGGAGAAUAAAAUGAAAAAUUGAUGAUAAUUAUGAAACUGAAAAACAGAUAAAGGGGUAAUAAAAGAGCUACUUUUCUCUAAUGCUAUGUCAAAAGAGAAAGAAUAGUAAACAGUAUUAGAGGUUAGCAGGCUACAUACGGGUAGAUUGAAGAAGAUUGGUGUGGAGAUGUUAAACUAGGUGGAAUGGUGAAAUGAGUGGAAUUUGAAGUUGUGAAGAGAACAGAGUAUAGAGCCAAGAUGCUUGGGAAGUCACAACGUUGAUUCCAUGAUGUAGAUGAUUUUGGUUUUUCAUUUGUUUUUUAAAUUUACAUGUUAUAAACAUCCAAUUUAAUUAAAUAAGAUAUUAACAGAGAUCGAAUCUCUAUUUAGUAGAGGCUUGGUGUAGAUCCAUUUAAAUCAAUCAACAUUAUUAGAGGCUUAAAGUGAAUAAAGAUGUAGAAUAAACUCCUCACCAAACAUAUGUAGGAUAAUGCUAGAGUAGAUGCUAAGAUUUUUUGUAACAUCUCUUUACUUCUUCUAUGGUCAUUCUCUAGAUAGAAGAUUAUUUCUAUUUCUCUUCGUUGCUAUCAUAAGGGAUUUUUAUAGCAUGAAUAAUGACAAUUGUUAAAAUUCCUAAAAUGUAUAUUUAAUGGAUACAACCAGGCCUCUAUUAGGGAAAAAAAGCAAGAACAUAUGGAUUUGAAUUUGGUUGUAUUUACAGCUGCAUUUAGUAGAGAGAUAAUAAUAUCAAUAAGAAGUAAAAAUGCUGUGCAAUAAUUAGUCCGAAAAUUAUACACUGAAAGGGACACCCAAUGGUUAAGAAUUUGAAACUCCAAUCUAAAGGUUUUAGGUGCCAUUCAUGGGACGAGUGCAGUAGGAUAUAUGGGAUGAGAGAGGCCUAUCUCCCAUUUGUAGCCCAAGAAUCAUGUUUGCCAAGAUUAUUUAAUCUGAAAGUUACAAUCAUGUGAUAUUAGUGAAGCUUGUCUAUACUAAACAAUGAUAUGGAGUAAUAGUUAUCAUAUCCUGUUCUCAGUCCUGUGUACACCUAACAUAAUGUGGGAUAAGAACUAUCAACAUUAUCGUCAAAUUUUCUAAUCUAAACUUCUUGUAUCCUCUUCGCAUCCAGUGUGUCAAGUGCCCCCAUAUAUUUUUCACGUACAUGCAAAUUCAAAUUCUGUUUGAACCUGUUAAAUUGUUUGACAGAAAUGUAUAAUGUUUUUUCAAAUUUUGCAUAUAGGUGAAAAAUCUCCAAUAGUUAACUGUAAACUUAAGAACCGUGAUGCAUCUGUUAGUUGUUUAAUUACUCUGAAAUGUCUUCAAUGUAAAUCAAUCUGGUAGUCAUAGCCCUAAAUUAGGACAAUCUCUUUGUUAAUGUGUUUAAAUCAUUUUGUAUUUUGUAGUCAUUCAAUAAUGGGACAAAUGCGACAAAGUUUUGACUUUGAUUUUUCAUUUUUCUAGUUUUUAGACCUCGAUAUGUUACUCAUUUACUUUUCAUGUUAAUAUCUCUUUUUUGUUUAUCAAGAUUAAAUAAAUGAAAUACAGAUAUGUGUAAGUCUCUAUCGAAUGUCCUACUUGUUUUUAUUCUUCUUUAUGUUUCUAACUAUAAGUUAUCUACUUUGUGACUUU